Ylistrum balloti is the source of this 2649-nucleotide messenger RNA. RefSeq names its product beta-1,3-galactosyltransferase 5-like. The coding region runs from base 28 to 1236 and encodes 402 amino acids. The transcript is spliced from 2 exons. NCBI's taxonomy places the organism in Eukaryota, Metazoa, Mollusca, Bivalvia, Pectinida, Pectinidae. The record is from RefSeq and is a predicted model, not a curated record. Gene Ontology annotation, cellular component: membrane. Gene Ontology annotation, molecular function: hexosyltransferase activity.
AAGCAGCAUACUCGAGACCUUCAGCAAAUGUCUGGAAUAAUUUUCUUGGAGAGGAGUCCAAACCUGGAUCAGAAUCUACUAAAACAAUGGCCGUUAAAUAGCACGGCGUCACAUAGGACCACGGAUAAAAUGACAGUUCCACAACCACGAUGUUCACAUAUCCGUCGGCUGUUAAUGCGAACUGGGGUAGUGCUUUGUGGAAUAGCCCUGUUUUUUCUGUGUAUGACAUCACUGCACGUUUCAAAGAACCAUGAUACACAGCCGAAAAAAACACACACCGUUCUCCGUCGACCCGUGUCGCAAGCCUGUGUCGGAGCAAGGUGCUUGUCCAGGGACGAAGAAUAUGCACAAUAUUUUAUUCCUAGAAAAGAAAAAGUGAAUCCGUUUCCCUUUAAAUAUACCAUUCCCGGGUCAGCAAUAUGUUUAGGGGAAGACCCGGUGUAUUUAGUCAUUCUCGUUCCUACUAUAGUAACACACGUGGAGGAGCGCCGGGCCAUACGUAAUUCAUGGGGCAGCGUUGCUAGGGGAAACCACUGGCCUCGACAUCAUGUGAACGCUACCAUUAAACUUGCGUUUCUAUUUGGUGAAGAUCCUGCUCUGAAGAACAACAAAGUUGCCCAGCUGGAGAGCGACUUGUAUGGUGAUGUUGUACAGGCAGAUUUCGCCGAUACCUAUGCGAAUUUGACACGGAAAAUGCUAAUGGGUUUACACUGGGUGUCAUCACGUUGUACCGACGCUGAAUACAUUUUGAAGGCGGAUGAAGACACCUUCGUCCACAUCCCCAAACUCGUGGACGUCUUGGCGAAUGUCCGGCACCCCGCUUACCAGGGCGUAGUACUAGGGCAUGUGAAUGUCGACGGUAUUGUAAAACGUGUAGGGAGGUGGAAAGUGAACCAGAAAGAUUACCCAUUUCCACAUUACCCACCUUACACCGCCGGUAACACCUACGUGAUCUCCUCUAACAUUGCGUCGACCUUAUUCAGGACGUCGGAGUAUAUGCCGUUCAUUCCUAUUGAGGACGCCUAUAUCACGGGUAUUCUAGCUAAAUCAAUCACUGCUGAGGUGAUCGAUGUGCCCGGCUUCACGUUUUACCUGGACAGACCGCCACACGCUUGUGAUUAUAUACAGGACAGUCGUAUCUCCUCCACCAAAGUAAGUUCGCAUAUGAAAAUGUACAUUUGGGAAAAACUUGCAUUUAAUACGCUCAAUUGUCAGAGGAAACAAGCACGCAGAUAAUGAACAGACCCGAUCAUUGAGGGAAUAAUGAUAUCAUAAGAGGGAGUGAUGCUAAUGAGGGUGCACUCAUAGUGAAAAGGUACAGAUAGUGAGGGGGCAAUGAUAGUGAAAGACAUAGAGUGAGGGGGCAAUGAUAGUGAAAGACAUAUAGUGAGGGGCAAUGAUAGUGAAAGACAGAUAGUGAGGGGGCUAUGAUAGUGAAAGACAGAUAGUGAGGGAGCUAUGAUAGUGAAAGACACUAAUAGUAAGGGACGCUGAGAGGGAAGGGACACUGAUAGUGAAAAACACUGAUAGUGAAAGACGCUAAUAGUAAGGGACGCUGAGAGGGAAGGGGCACUGAUAGUGAGAGGGUACUGAUAGUGAGAGGGUACUGAUAUUGAGGGGGAAAUGAUACUGAGGGGACAUUGAUAGUGAAAGACACUAAUAUUAAGGGACACUGAGCGGGAAGGAGCGCUGAUAGCUAAGGGCAUUGAUUAUGAUUGGGCACUUAUGGUGAAAUACACUGAUAUCGAGGAGACGCUGAAGGUUAGGGACAUUGAUAGCGUGAGGCGUUGAUAAUAAGGAACAUGUAUAGUGGAGGGACCAUGACAGUUAGGGCAUUAAUGGUGAGACAUUGUUGAUAAAGAGAACAUCGAUAUCGUCUAUUCUCCAUCAGUUACUAGCAGCACGAAAUGUCACCAAGAAGAGACUGACAUCAAAACACAUUGAUAUCGACGGUACUGAUCAGAUGACGACACCUAUUGUGAGACACAACAUAACAAGGACUGGCUGUUACACAUGGAGAACUUCGAAAAUAAGGGAACAAAUUCCGUCAAAACGUAGACAGUCUGACAGUGAAGAGGCGCGUGUCCAUCAUCAAGAUUACACACACUCGUAGUGAGCGAUAUGGAAAAUGGUAUAAAAUAGGGUAGAUGCGUUGUUCUUCAAUGUCUCAGGGAACAGGAUGUGGCUGCGGGUCAACUCACGGUAUGUCUCAGGGAACGGGAUGUAACUGCGAGUCAACUCACGGUAUGUUUCAGGGAACGGGAUGUAAUUGCGCGUCAACUCACGGUAUGUUUCAGGGAACGGGAUGUAACUGCGAGUCAAAUCACGGUAUGUCUCAGGGAAAGGGAUGUGGCUGCGAGUCAACUCACGGUAUGUCUCAGGGAACGGGAUGUCACUGCGAGUCAACUCACGGUAUGUCUCAGGGAACGGGAUGUAACUGCGAGUCAACUCACGGUAUGUUUCAGGGAACGGGAUGUGGCUGCGAGUCAACUCGCGGUCAUUCACAAUAUCAAGGAGACAGAAAAACAAAAAAACAAAAAAAACAGGCGGAGACACGCGGGGUAUGCAGACCUCAGAGACGUGGAUUAACAGAAAUCACAUUCCAUUGCUUGUAGAAAGAUUGAUCAAAUUAAAGUUUUCUGCAUCGCU